AUGGCAGAAGAACUUAUAAGUGAUGAAGAAAUGUGUGUAGAUAACUUUUUUAAUGUGUUCGAUCAUUUUACAGAAACUCUUCAAGAUAAUUUGAUUCCUGAUGAUCUUCUUCUGCCUAAUGCUACUUUAUUUAUACAUGAAGGUGUUCAGCAUGGAAAAUAUAAAAGCCAAGCAGGUCAAAAUCCUAUAAAAAAAGCAAGAAUUAUUCAAAAAGAUUCAAAAAAAAUUGGCUGUAAAUCUAUGAUUAUAAUUACUAAAACCAAACAAGAUCAGCCUCAAAUGAUUAUUAAAUAUACACCUCAUUCAAAUCAUAUUUCAGGUAGUGACAAUGAUAUUGGAACACUUAGACUUUUAAAACAAAUUCAAAAUUAUAUUGCAUAA
This is a messenger RNA of Cetraspora pellucida, 381 nucleotides long. The record is from the annotation of a GenBank genome assembly. NCBI's taxonomy places the organism in Eukaryota, Fungi, Glomeromycota, Glomeromycetes, Diversisporales, Gigasporaceae.